AUGACACGACGGACCAGCGACGUUGCUUCUGCGGGCUUCAGUCCUACGACGUGGACGACAGACGCGUUACCUCCCGUUGAGCUGUCGACUGAUCAACGGGAGAAAUACCGACUGCUUGCAACUCAAUUGCUCUCAAACACACUCCGGGAUUAUGACAUUUACUCUGCCGAUCCGAGACAACGGCCCAUGAGUCGACGGCGAUGGAAACCCGUGAAGACCAGAGAUCACAUCACCGUGUAUAAGGAGCGCUAUCCGACGCCGAGCUCUCUGGCAUCUACAGACCACCUUUCUGGUCCGCCGUCACGAACUAGUCGGGCCAGUCUAGCAGACCGCGUGUCCAUGGCCUUCCGUAGCAACGAGUGGACAGAGCCCAAGCUACUCGUGGCCGCAGGUUGGGUAGAAGGCACGCUCGACGACGUCAUGUACGGCGUCUCCUCGCCCGAUGCACAGAGCAUGUUAAUGAAAGCAACAGUAGUCAAGAACGCACUAAUCAAUGGCGCGGUACUAGCCUGCAUCGACGCGCCUUGCGACGCUGACCCGUUCCGAUUUCUUGGCAUUAAAUGGUUCGUGAAAGGCCCUCCGACAGGUCUCCAGGGCAUCGUGAAGCCUCGAGACUUGGUGUUUAUUGAAGCUACAGGGAUCACAACCCGACCUAAUGGUGAGCGCAUUGGCUACCAGCUUCUCCACUCGGUGGAUCUGCCUCAGUAUCGUGACAUGGAGCCGCGUUCUGGGGUCGAAGUGACGCGCGGUCGAAUCUCAAGCUGCUCAAUAUUCAGGGAAGUACCCGCAGGACUUGGAAGCAGACAUUCCAAAGUCGACGUGUACGUCAAGGGAUAUGUAGAGGCGCACGGGAAGCUGCUGGACUCAGUGGCUCUUACCGCCGCUUCAACAGGUCUGAUGAGCUCCUGGAACUCUGUAGAGUGUGCGAACCUCAAGAAACUCAUGUGGUGCUUCCGCCAGCAGCCUGACUGGGGAUGUGGCCGACCACUACACCUAAGCGGUGCGAUCUCCUGCGCGCUGUGUCAUCAAAGCACUUGCUCUCGCUGUCGAGUGUCUCGGACACUUAAAGAGGUGAACGGGGAGCUGUGGCUGCGUCAAGAAGACGUGCUCAUCUGCAAACGCUGUGUCCUUCAAGUCGACAAUCUCGCGGCUGUGGACGUCGCGCGAGCGGAAAGCUUCGCCAGCACAGGUGUGACAACCGACACAGGUGCGAGCAAUACGACGCUGCCAACAGAAGAAGAAUACUCACUCUCUGUGCUGUCACCGACUACAGAUCAACCCAUCGACUCGUUCCGCGGCUUGGAACUUCAACCUGAAAUUGAUGAACAAAGUGACGAGCACCAAGAAGAGAAGGAGAAUGUACCGCUGUCAGACCGCGAGCGUCGAGAACAAAUCUGGUCGCAGAUAGUGGAGCUGCGCAUGGUGGCCGAGUCCAUCUACCAACUCACUUUAGAGACCUCCGAGUCGCUCAAUACCCCACAACGGACCCACAGAUGA
Messenger RNA from Phytophthora infestans T30-4, 1497 nucleotides. RefSeq lists its product as uncharacterized. The coding region runs from base 1 to 1497 and encodes 498 amino acids. The transcript has 4 exons. The record is from RefSeq and is a predicted model, not a curated record. Lineage: Eukaryota; Oomycota; Peronosporomycetes; Peronosporales; Peronosporaceae.